UGUUUAUAUAUGUGUGUGUAUAUGUGCAUUCAACUUGCCUCUUGACUUAUGGCAACCCUUGUAAAUUUCAUAAAGUUUUCUUAGGAAAGGAAUACUCAGAGAUGGUUUUGCCAGUUCCUCCCUACGAAAUAGAGCCUACAGGCCUGGUACUCAUUGGUAGUCUCUCAUCCAAGUACUGACCUAUUUAACUACCACUUUUUUAUAUAAUUGUAAUUGGAUUAGAAUUCAGCUUUCGUUUCUUCUUAGUCGUAUAGUCCUAUAAACUAAUUCCUUCUCACUUGGAUUUCAACUCUUUGACUGGGGGAGAGCAGAAGCAUGUUUAGACCUCCAGCUGGUUCCUGAUAACACCAUAUCUUAUUUACACUGAAAUGGCUACAAUGGGAAGCCUGGUAAAUGGUGCAAAUGUUCUUGUAUGCUUCAGAAACAGGAAAGGGAAUGAGUAGACAGGGUUCUACUCAAUCAGCCAUGGAAAAUAUGCAUCCCUUUCCUCUGGAAACAUUAUCGUAUCACCUUAGCUCUGCUUCCUGCAAAGCACAAAACAGUCAUGAUGUAAGUGUCAAAUUUGUCCUAGUAGUAAUCCUUAAUUAUGUAUGCAUAAAGAAAGGCCUGUCAACUUGACAACACUUGCUCUGCAAUAGGACUGAAAUAGCAUCUCUCUUAUCAUAUUUUAUAGGCAAACAAUCCUUUCAUGUUUCAAAGCUCCAACUUUGAAGGGGGAAAGUGUGUGGAAGAUUACUAGCACUCAUAUGCCUCUAAAUUGGCCUUGAGUUUGGUCCUGGUCUGAUUCUUGCUUACUGUUAGUGAAGGUCCAAAAUAGAUUUACAGUAGAGUCUCACUUAUCCAACAUAAACGGGCCGGCAGAACGUUGGAUAAGCGAAUAUGUUGGAUAAUAAGGAGAGUUUAAGGAAAAGCUUAUUAAACAUCAAAUUAGGUUAUGAUUUUACAAAUUAAGCACCAAAACAUCAUGUUAUACAACAAAUUGGACAGAAAAAGUAGUUCAAUAUGCAGUAAUGCUAUGUAGUAAUUACUGUAUUAAUGAAUUUAGCAUCAAAAUAUCAUGAUGUAUUGAAAGCAUUGACUACAAAAAUGCGUUGGAUAAUCCAGAACGUUGGAUAAGCGAGAGACUACUGUAUUUCAACCUGCUACAGUUUCCAGGAGCUGGAUUGUUCAUGGACUCAUGGCUGAGUAUGAUUGUCUUCCAGAGGUAGAAUCUUGGCGGUGGAUCCAUAAAUGACUGUGAAGACCUAUUCUGGAUCUGUGUGGUCUUUCACAUAGAUUUCCAUAUGGAAGGUGGUCAUGACAAGGAUUGACUUGAUGUGCCUUCCUCUUGGCACAUUACUUCCUUUCAUCCUGUGUUUCUGCCUCUUCAAAAUCCAUAGCACCAUUGGUAACAGCAGACCUCCAGUUAUAAUGCACGAGUGCCAGGGAUUCCCAUUUCUUAGUGAUUAUACCACAUUUGUUUAGGUUAGCUUUAAGCAUGUCUUUAAAUCUCUUUUGUUGUCCACCAACAUUCCAUUUUCAAUUCUUAAGUUGAGAAUAAAGUAACUGCUUUGGGAGAUGCUGAUCAGAUAUUUGGAUAACAUGGCAAAUCCAGCAAAGUUUUCCCACCCCCAAAGGGAAUUUUUUAAUUAAUUAUUAUUAUUUUGUAUACAUAAUUGUAUACAAAACUUUUUUCAGUCUAGCAAAGUUGAUGGAUUACUUAACUGCAUUACAAAGAUGGAUUACUAAAAGCAAUAUCAAGAAUGGAAACUGUUGUAAUCCAUACAUUGUUGAACUAAUGCGCAGCAUGACAAAUAAUAAAGGGGGGUUGCAUCUGGUAUGAAGCAACUUUGGAGAGCUAUACAACCCCCACUAAUGGGUUGGAUCCAAUUAUUUAUCCUGGCUAGUCUAGAUCCACUGAAUCAGUAGUUGAAUAAUAAGUUAUCUUUUGUAAAUCCAGUUAUUCAAUGGAUCUACUCAAGUUCGGACCAGCAAAUUGGAUAUUGCUUUAUAUUUUCUGAGCCUCAAACUGUACUAAGGCAAAGAAAGGUGCUAACGAAGGAACAAGGAGCUGUCUGCCAGACUACUUUCAAUUCACAGUGAAGAUCACCUAAUAGUGGUAACAUUUUGGACUUUUGAAGAAAUCUGGAAAUUUAUCACUUAUCAUUCCCUUGGUUUUCUAAACCAUUGCAUGGAGAAUCUGCUACUGGAUGACCAUUUUUGGCUCUCUCCACCAGAAGAAGCAGUUGGAAUUGAUGUCCAUCUAGAUGAAGACUGUCUUGAUAGGAUAUAUCGAGAGCUCUUAGUUCAAGAAGGUACAUUCUUUGUAAUUCAUCCUGAAAAUGUUGUCAAUGAAGGAAGACUUGCUGAUGACAGAAGAGUGAUCCGAAUUUACCAGCUAAACUCAGCUACUGAGAAAGGCCCAGAAUCAGCCACCUGGAAUGAUGAUGCUGAACAUUUUGCAGAGCCCCUGAAUGCUUUUCAUCAGUGGUUUCUUAAAACAAACCCAGACCUUGAUUUUGUCAGCAAAAGUGGACCUGUUGUCACUGAUCAAGUUGCCACAGGAUUUUCUGUAGCAAAGAUUAGCCAUGAAAGUACAGUUCCUGAGGAAAUUGGUUUCCGGGAAGGAGACAGAAUUGAAAUAAUUGGCUAUUUUAUGAAAUGCAUGUCGUGGUUCGUAGGAAGACACAUCCCUUCUGGCCAGGUUGGUUUUGUACAAACCAGUCACGUCAGUCCUGAAGGCUUCAGCACCACUGCAACAGAACCAUCAUGCCUCGUCCUCUUUCAAGACGAGCAAUCUUUUUUAACAAAAGAAGGCCUGGAAGAAAAUAUGACAAGACUCUUGGAACAACUAACAACUGAUAACACCUGCAACUUAUAUCAAAUAGAUGGACAGAAGAACUUUGAACUUGAGGAGUCAAUUCAGCAAGAAAAGUCAUUUUCCUUUCUUAAUUUGGAUUCUCCAACACUCAAACUGAAAGUGACUCAAUCACUUAAGGAAGUAAAAAAGUUACAGCUGCACGAGGAAGAAUCAGAUGUUCAGAAGAGGCAUGUUUCUGCUUUGAAGGGGGAGAUGUCUUCUGUAACGGAAGCACCACGUUUCUGCAUAUACCAGGAAGGUGCUUGUGGAUCAGAGAUCUCAGAUUCAUUACUGCUGUUUCUGAACAGUGAUGGCUAUGAUCCCAACUUCCAGAACCUAUACAAUUUUUCAUUUUCCUUUCUCAUCAUCCUAUUUUAUGGCUAUGCCAGUGAGGAAGAACUUAUUGAUUAUUUUGUCCUGGCAAGGGAAGCAGCAAAGCGAGCAAACCUUUUGCGGGCCUUGACAAGGCUGUGCUUUCUCCUGGGGAGAAUGAGUGCCCGGAAGUUCAAACUUUCUCAAGCUCGGGUGUAUUUUGAGGAGGCUUUGGCAACAAUGCAAGGAAAUUUUGGUGACCUCUAUCUUACAAUUGCUCUUUAUACAAAUUUAACAGGCAUUUACCUGAAACAGAGGAACAAGGAAAAAUGCACCUGCAUUUUUGACAAGGUUGCUUCUUUGCUCAUGGGAAUUCCCAACUACAUCAGCAGCACAGGCAUGGAGUCAGAUAUUCUGAAGUAUGCUUUAAAAAGGGCAAUGGUGUGUCAAAGCAAGAACGUAGAAGCCAAGGCAUGCUUCCUGUUAGCAAGACACUAUCUGAAAUUUAAACAAGAUGAAGAAGCACUGCCAUUCCUAGAAAGACUGCAGAUUCUGUAUAAUGACUUGGGAUUGAGAAAGCAUUCAUUGUUAACUGACUAUUAUUUUAAAUUAGCCCAACUUUACAGUCAAAAAUGUUUGCCCUACCUUGUGCUAAGCUGUUGCAAGGUUGCCUCUUCUUGCAGCUCAACAAGUACUUUACUGGAGUCAUUCAGAUGCAUUGAUUUGGUAUUUAAAAAUGCUCCCAAACUCCAUACUUCAAAAACUGUGGGUCAGACAUGUCCUUCCCAAAUUGCAUACUACCUUGCUCAGAUUCUCUGCUUGCUAGAGGUUAGCAAAGAACACCAAAAACUGUGCAGGAUGGUUUACUAUAAUCUCUCUCUACUACACAGUCAUCACAAACAAUACAGACAAGCAAUUGGCUACAUGGAAAAGGUUCUUGAAACAAAUGCUCACACAAGCAUUGAAGAAACAAUUAACCAUCUAGUCUUUCUUAGUUGGUUAUAUAUUCUUCAUCAUCAAAAUAAGGUGGCUUUGGACAUUUUAAAUGCCAUAGUCGAAUCUUCACAAAGCAGUUGCCAACAGCUAGGUGUUAUUUAUAACAUGAUCGGCAUUGCUUUGAGGCGGAUGAACAAUACAAAGCUAGCAACUGAAAACUACUAUAAAGCUCUGAUCAUUUCAAGAGAGAUGGGGAUUUUAUGUAACCAGGCCGUGACUGUGGCCAAUUUGGGGAUUCUCUGUCUGCAUUCAUCUGCCAGGUGUCUUGGGGAGCAUUUCUUAAUUCAAGCCGUAAUGCUAUUCUCUCAACUGCCAAGUGCUGAGUGUGGCCGAAAUUUUAUAGAUGUCCUCCUAAGGCUGGGAUGCUACUAUUCCAAUGGAAUUCGUAAAAAUGAAGGAAGAUGUUUCUAUGAGUGGGCAUUUUUGGUGGCAAUGAAGACAAACUCUUUGGAAGGGCAGCUCAUGGCUGUUCAGCACCUCUGCCAAUUCUACAGCAGAAUUCUUCCAGAUGAAGCUCAGUGCGUUAUUUACAAUGAAUAUCAACUCUACCUGGUGAGAAAAAUGUCUGACAAAGUCAUGGAGGGAAAAGUAUUGGAAACCAUCAGUCAGCUGUAUCUAUCUUUAGGCACAGAAAGGGCAUAUAGAUCUGCCCUCGAAUAUACCAAAAGAAGCCUUGGCAUCUUUAUUGAUCUUCAGGCAAAAGAAAGGGAGGCUCAGGCUUGGCUCCAAGCAGGAAGGAUAUAUUACAUAUUGAGGCAGAAUGAGCUGGUAGAUCUUUAUAUCCAGGCUGCCCAAAAUGCUGCUGUAUGUAUUCAGGAUCCUAAUUUAGAAAUGAAAUUAUUUGAAGCUUCAGGAGACAUUUUCUUUAAUGGAGAGUGGGAAAGAGAAAAAGCAGUAGCUUUCUACAAGGACAAGGCUUUACCACUUGCUAUUAAGACAAAGAAUAGCAGUGCUGAACUUCGACUGGUCAACAAAUUGGUGGAAUUGCUUUUAAAUCUACAGGCAUAUGAGGAGUGUCUGGAAUAUGCACGAGCAUCAUUAAUGCUCAGUGUCCAUUUAGGAAAUCAUUUAAGUGAAAGACUUGCAUAUCACCGGCUGGCCAUUAUCUAUCGUCAUCUUGGGCAGUGCGAACUUACAGAACACUUCUUCUUAAAAGCCUUGUCACUGUGCCCCUCACCUCUUCAGUUUGAUGAGGAAGCCAUGUACUAUGUUAAAGUAUACCUCAUUCUUGGAGAUAUUACAUUCAGUGACCUAAAGGACCCCUUUGAUGCCGCUGGAUACUAUAAUUUAGCCCUUGCAGCUGCCAUGGACUUAGGCAACAAGAAAGCUCAACUGAAAAUCUACACCAGGCUUGCCAUAAUUUUCCACAACUUCCUUGUGGACCGGGAGAUGUCCCUCUUCUUCUAUCAGAAGGCAAGAGCCUUUGCAACGGAGCUUAAUAUUCGUAGAAUAAAUCUGUCCCCUAAUCAAUAUAUGCAAACAACAUGGGCCUCUGCAAAAAAGGUCAUGUAAGGAUUACACCAGGGCAUAUGAUGCUAGGGAGAGUAGCUUCUGUUUUGAUAAACUACAAGUCCUUUUGUAUUACAAGAAAUAGUACAUUAUAUGUAUAUUUGAUAAUUAAGUGUCUCAUUUUCUACUCCUUCUUUAUAUGAAUCAUAACUCUGUUGACAUCUUUAAACAAGAAGCCAGUCUUCAUUUUACAAUCAGAUUAUGCAAUUAAUUGUUUCACUGUUGAAAAGAGAGGAAAUUAGAAAGAUAAUUAAAGGCAGGAAUUUACUGAAUAAAUGUCCUGACAAACUAAAGCUGAAAAUAUUCUCCCACUGUGUUUUAAUUGAAUAUGAAUGGUCUGGGUCUUGGGUACUGUGUGGUUUCCGGCUGUGUUCUAGCAGCAUUUUCUCCUGAUAUUUGACUUGCAUCUGUAGCUGGCAUUUUCAGAGGAUUUGAUGGUGGUAAAGCAAGUGGGGUAUUUAUACCUGUAGAAUGUCCAGGGUGGGAGAAAAGAACCAUUAUCUGUUGGACAAGUGUAAAGGGUACAAUUAGCAAGCUAGAUUUGUAUGCAUUUAGUGGGAUCCCCCAAUUAGCAUUGGUCUGGGUAAAGGUUUUCCCCUGACAUUAAGUCUAGUCGUGUCCAACUAGGUUGGUGCUCAUCUCCAUUUCUAAGCUUGAAGAGCCGGCAUUGUCUAUAGAUGCUUCCAAGGUCAUGUGGCCGGCAUGACUGCAUGGAGCGCCGUUACCUUCGCGCUGGAGCAGUAUCUAUUGGUCUACUCACAUUUGCAUGUUUUCGAACUUCUAGGUUGGCAGAAGCUGGGGCUAACAGAGGGAGUUCACCCCGCUCCCUGGAGUCUAACUGCCAACCUUUCAGUAAGUAAGUUCAGCAGUUCAGCGGUUUAAUCCCCUGCGCCACCAGGGGCUCCUGGGGCUGUAGUUGUUUACAAAUGAACAAUGUGUGCCAGCUGUGAUCUGAAACUGUGUGGGUUGAACAAACCUUUACCACCACAUACAGGAUACCCUACUUUUUGUCUGCAAGGUUUUUUUUUUACUCUGAAGGGAAAAGUGAAAAUGCAGGCAGUCUGCAGGCAGUACCAUGGGGAAUGAUGCUUCCCCAUGCAAUGGAGUCCUGGAUUAAUUCAGAGAUUGAUCCUUGUAUUCAGAGUUAUAUUAGUGUAAAUUCAGAGACCCGUCUAUAUAUACAGGUCACAUGGAGAUUUUGAGGGUGGGAAUCCAAUCCCGCGUCGACCUCACUAUUUCCUGCAGCAUUAGCAGUAGAUUAGAUCACAAUACUGCCAAAAGCUCCAGCCGUUCCAUAUAUACUCGAGUAUAAACCAACCUGAAUAUAAGCUGAGGCACCUAAUUUUACCACAAAAACUGGGAAAACUUAUUGAUUCAAGUAUAAGACAAGGGUGGGAAAUGCAGCAGCUACUGGUAAAUUUCAAAAAUAAAAAAAUAGAUAUCAACAUUAAUUGAGGCAUCAAUAGGUUAAAUGUUUUUUUUAAUAUUUACAUAAAACUAUAAUUUAAGAUAAGACUGCCCAGCUCUGAUUACCAUAUAUACUUGAGUAUAAGCCGACCGAAUAUAAGCUGGCCAAGACCCUCACUCAAGUAUAAGCCAAGGGGGCUUAUACUCUAGUAUAUAUAGUAGUUGUGGUUGACAUCAAGUUCCCAAGUUCUUUCUCUCAGUAGGGUGAGGAGGGUGCAGUGGUUUAGCCUGUUGCUCCACCGGGAGCUCCGGUGCUUCUGCUUAGCUACUUUCUUAUCCUUGGAUGGAUCUGAGACAAUACGUAAUAGAGAAGAAUAAAUACUCCUGUUUCUUCCAUAAGCUCCAUCUCAUGAGUCUGCUGCACUCUUAACAUGAAUACCACACCUUACCAUCAUCAUCUGUGCUUUUAAAUUUCAAGUUAUGUCAUAUCAAACUCCACUGGACUGAAGUUUAUUUCCUUGUAAAGUUUUUCCUUUCACCAUUGCAAAAUGUUGAUCUAAAUAAACUUCCUUCUGUGCAACAA
Molecule: messenger RNA, 7646 nt
Organism: Anolis carolinensis (green anole)
Lineage: Eukaryota; Metazoa; Chordata; Lepidosauria; Squamata; Anolidae
Gene: sh3tc1
Product: SH3 domain and tetratricopeptide repeats 1
Exons: 15
Coding region: 2171-5659 (1162 amino acids)
Molecular function (GO): protein binding
Source: RefSeq, a predicted model, not a curated record